ACACCACUUUCUACUUGUUUAGCAAACGCGUUCGUACCCGACCCCUCCCUGGCAGACGCAAUGGACGAUCCCAAUUACGACGAGUUUGGCAAUUACAUUGGACCGGACCUGGGCUCCUCGUCCGAGGUCGAGCAGGCCGAGCCUGCGGCAGGCAUGCCGGGCGAGCAAGGCUCUGACGAUGACGCCGAUGCCGACGAGUCAAAUCGGCAUAUGAUGAUCCAGCGCAUCUACUACCCGGAGGCCGAGGAAGUGUACGGUCCCGACGUCGAGGCGCUGCCGUUGACAGAGCCGAUCAUUGCGCCGCUCAAGACACGCAAGUUCCAGGUGGCCGAGGAAGACGAGCUGCCCGACACCGCAUAUACGAAGGAGUUCCUGGUUGAUCUGCAAGGGUACCCGGCCAUGAUCCGCAAUGUGGUGGUCGCCGGGCACCUGCACCACGGCAAAACGUCGAUGGUAGACCUUUUGGUGGCCUCGACACACGAGUGGAAGGACUGGGAUACCGCUACACCGCGGGCAACACCGACGGCCAAAAUGGCGAAGCCCAACGACAAGGCGUUUGGAUACACGGAUGUGCAUCAGCUUGAGCGGCGGCGCAUGAUCAGUCUAAAGUCGAUGCCAGUAUCUCUAGUGGCCCAAAACACCAAGGGGAAGAGCCUGGCGCUGAAUAUCAUGGACUCGCCUGGCCAUGUCAACUUUAUCGACGAGGUGGUGGCGGCAAUGCGGCUCUCAGACGGCGUGGUGCUGGUGGUCGAUGUAGUCGAGGGCGUGAUGACCAACACAGAGCGCAUUAUCCAGCUGGCGGUGCGCGAGCAGCUCCCAAUCACGCUGGUGGUCAACAAGGUGGACCGACUGAUGCUGGAGCUCAAGCUGCCGCCAGCCGACGCGUACUACAAGCUGAAGCUGACGAUCGAGGAGGUCAACAAGGCGAUUGCCGCCUGCCCGCUAGCCAAGCCCGAGAUGCGCGUGUCGCCAGAGCUGGGGAACGUAUGUUUUGCGUCGUCGUCCUACGGCUGGUGCUUCUCUCUCGAAUCGUUUGCGCAGCAGUAUGUAGCGAAAUGGGAUAUGCCAGUGCGGGCACGCGACUUGGCCAAGCGCCUGUGGGGCGACGUGUACUACCACCCGCAGCGGCGCACUUUUAUGCGCAAGCAGAACGCAGCACAUGGCAAGGAGGCGAAGCGGUCGUUCCUGCACUUUAUCUUGGAGCCGCUGUAUAAGGUGUUUGCCCAGGUUGUCGGCGAGGACGAGCCUGCCCUGCGGCCAGUGGUCGAGUCGCUGGGGAUCAAGCUACGAAAAGAGGACUACGCACUGGACGUGCACGACCUGCUGCGGCGGGUCAUGACGCAGUUCUUUGGUCCGCCGACCGGACUCGUCGACAUGUGCGAGACACACAUCCCAUCGCCAGCAGCAAAUGCCGAGCGCAAGACAAUGUCGCUGUACACAGGCCAGAUGGAUACAGAGACAGCACAGGCGAUGCGGCAGUGCGACGCCAAUGGGCCACUGGUAAUUGCUGUGGCCAAGCAGUACCCGUCGUCCGAUGCCUCGCAGUUCUUUGCCCUGGGCCGCAUCUUCAGCGGGCAUGUCAGCGUGGGCCAGAACGUGCGUGUGCUUGGCGAGGGCUACUCGCCUGGCGACGAUGAAGACAUGGCCAUAGCCACCGUGACUGACGCAUGGGUGUACUGCUCGCGCUACAAGAUCCCGGUGUCAGGGCUUGGCGCCGGCAGCUGGGUCCUGCUGGGCGGAGUUGACGGGCCGAUUAGCAAGACUGCGACCAUUGUCGAUACGUCGGUGCCUGAAGACGACCUGGCGGUUAUCCGGCCGCUGCAGUUCCCCUCGGAUCCCGUGAUGAAGGUAGCCGUGGAGCCCGUAAACCCGUCGGAGCUGCCCAAGAUGCUCAGUGGCCUGCGCAAGAUUGGCAAAUCGUACCCACUGGUGCAGACACGCGUCGAGGAGAGCGGCGAGCACAUUGUGCUGGGCAGCGGCGAGUUGUACCUGGACUGCAUCAUGCACGACCUGCGGACAAUGUACAGUGAGAUCGAGAUCAAGGUCGCUGACCCGGUGGUGGCCUUCCGCGAGACCGUCUCGGAGACCUCGGCGAUCAAGCCCAUGGAGCAGGGGAUUGCCGAGGACAUCGAGUCGGGCAAGGUUUCGCUGCAGUGGCCAGCGCGCCAGGUCGGCCAGUUCUUUGAGGCCAACUACGGCUGGGACAUCCUGGCCGGGCGCUCGAUCUGGGCAUUUGGACCGGGUCCCCAGGGCCCAAACAUGCUGUCUGACGACACGCUACCGGGAGAGACAGACAAGGCCCUACUGCGCAGCGUGCGCGACUCGGUCAAGCAGGGCUUCCAGUGGGCAGCGCGCGAAGGCCCGCUGUGCGAUGAGCCGAUGCGCAACACGCGGUUCCGCAUCCUCUCGGUGGACCUGGCCAGCGCCGCCAUCCACCGCGGCGGCGGCCAGCUGAUCCCGGCAGCGCGGCGUGUCUGCUACUCGAGCUUUUUGACAUCUGAGCCGCGGCUCAUGGAGCCCAUCGAGCAUGUCGAGAUCCAGGCGCCUGCUGACUGCGUCUCGGCUGUCUACACGGUUCUGGGCCGCCGGCGCGGCCACGUCACCCACGACGCGCCCAAGCCCGGGUCGCCCAUGUACACGAUCAAGGCGAUGCUGCCAACGAUUGACUCGUUCGGGUUCGAGACCGACCUGCGCACAUACACCAACGGGCAGGCGUUCUGCCAGCAGUUCUUUGACCACUGGCAGGUUGUGCCCGGAGAGCCGCUUGACAAGGAGAUUGUGCUGCGGCCCCUGGAGCCGUCGUCGGCGCAGCAGCUAGCCAGGGACUUUAUGCUCAAGACCCGACGCCGCAAGGGACUCAGCGACGAUGUGUCGAUUGACAAGUUCAUUGAUGAUCCGACACUGAGGGAUUUGGUAAAAAGCUUAUAUUGAAAACACUCAAGGAAUUCCGAAUAACAGCAUCUCUUAGUUUUCGU
Molecule: messenger RNA, 2975 nt
Organism: Linderina pennispora
Lineage: Eukaryota; Fungi; Kickxellomycota; Kickxellomycetes; Kickxellales; Kickxellaceae
Product: elongation factor Tu GTP binding domain-containing 2
Exons: 7
Coding region: 61-2931 (956 amino acids)
Biological process (GO): mRNA splicing, via spliceosome
Cellular component (GO): cytosol; U4/U6 x U5 tri-snRNP complex; U2-type catalytic step 2 spliceosome
Molecular function (GO): translation elongation factor activity; GTP binding; GTPase activity
Source: RefSeq, a predicted model, not a curated record